UCAGAUUUGAUCAGAUACCGGUGCUUUCGUUUUCCGUUUUAAAAAAAAGAAGAAAAUAAUACCGUGAAUCACGAAAUUGAAUAUCUUUGGGGAUAUAGUUCAUUUUAUUUGGAGAAUAUAUAUAUGUAUAUUUUUUUUUGUCUGAGCACUCAUCUGCAUAACAACUUACUCACCUGACUGAGUGUUGACAUGAAUGAAGAAAACCUAGAUCUGUGUAAGCGCCUGGUUUCUGCUUCGUACAUCCAGCAAGGACUUGAGGCACGACAUUCCCAUGAGAAUAAGAUCGGAUACUUACUGAACCAUAACAAGCUUCCCGAUGAAGGCUGGAAUGAUCAGACUAUUGAGCUGCUCAUCAACGAGCUUGCCGUUAUGGACAGCAACAACUUCCCUGGUAACUGUGGGGUUGGCGAGAGGGAGGCUCGCAUUGCAUCCCCUCUAGUGAACAGAUGUCAUUAUAGGCUUGGCCAUGGCAUUGGUAGAUCAGGGGACAUAACUGCAGUGCAGCCAAAAGCUGCGGGAUCCAGUCUAAUUAUGAAACUUGCCAAUUGUUUAGCUCUGGAUGUGAUUAAACUUGCAGGUAUUCACUCAGUGGAGGGUUGUUUUGUUGUUCCCAUGGCGACUGGUAUGAGUCUUCUUCUGUGCAUGCUGACUCUGAAACAGAAGCGUCCAAAGGCGGAGUACGUGAUCUGGCCAAGGAUUGAUCAGAAAUCCUGCUUCAAGUCGAUCGUCACUUCAGGUCUACAGCCCGUGGUGAUUGAAAACCUACUGGAGGGUGAUGAGCUGAAGACGGACUGUUCGGCGAUAGAUCGGAAGAUAGACGAGCUGGGUGCGCACAACGUACUGUGUGUGAUGACCACCACAAGCUGUUUCGCCCCUCGGAUACCAGACCAUGUUGAAGAAAUUGCAGUAGUAUGUAAACAUUAUGCAGUUCCCCAUGUGAUCAACAAUGCCUAUGGGAUCCAGUCUACAAAAUGUACUCAUAUCAUACAACAGGCAUCCCGAGUGGGUCGAGUUGAUGUGUUUGUCCAGAGUACGGAUAAGAACUUCAUGGUGCCAGUAGGGGGCAGCAUCAUCGCUGGCUUCGACAAGAAGUUCAUAGAGGAAAUUGGACAUUCAUACCCAGGUCGUGCAUCAGCCGUGGCUUCGCGUGACUUCCUCAUGACAAUGCUGUCCCUGGGAGCUUCGGGCUACAAAAAACUGAUGACCAGUCGUAAAGAGAUGUACAACUACCUGCAAACUCGGCUGUCCGAGUGUGCGGAGAGACACGGGGAGAAGCUGCUUAAGACGAGUGGCAAUCCAAUCUCUAUGGGAAUUACCCUAAGUCGUGUGGGUGGAGCAGACAAUAUUACAAAAAUUGGAUCGAUGCUUUUUACACGAUUCGUAUCUGGCACAAGAGUGGUUGCCCCUGGAAAAACCACAACUGUGUCUGGCCAUACGUUUAAGAAUUUUGGUGCCCAUUGUAAUUCCUACCCACAUGCAUAUCUAACAGCUGCUGCGAGUAUCGGAAUCACCCGAGAAGAUGUGGACAUCUUCAUAACGAGGCUGGACAAGGUGUUGUCCGCCUACGGUCGCCAUGCGCGGAGGCGAUCUUCAGCUAGUCCCGACAAGCUGCCUCACUCUUUGACAACGCACGAUCGUAAAACUCGUCAGAAAACAAUGCAUGAUGAUCGGGAAUCAGUGGAUCGUCGGGAAUCAGUGGGUCGGGAAUCAGUGGAUCGUCGGGAAUCAGUGGGUCGGGAAUCAAUGGAUCGUCGGGAAUCAGUGGAUCGUCAUAAAACAGGACAUCAUGAUCGGGAACCAGUGGUUCAUAGUCAUGAAAAGAUGGCUUACAGUCGGGAACCACUGGCUUUUCGACAUUCUGUUGAUCGUGGUAAUGAACAUAUAGCUCGUAAUCGGGAACCAGUGGGUUCUGGUCAUGAACGAAUGUCUCGUAAUCGAGAGCCAGUGGCUUUUGGACACCAUUCAGCUGCUCGUAGUCAUGAACCAGUGCAUCAUGAUCGUGAACCAGUAUCUCGUGUCCAUGGAUCAGCUCGAAGUUCUGAACCAGUAUUCCCUCGUGAUCGUGAACCAGUAUCUAGUGAACAUGGAUCAUCACGUGACCGUGAACCACUGCCCCAUGGCCAUGGAUCUCGUGAUCGUCAACCCAUAUCUCCUCGUGAUCGUCAACCCAUAUCUCCUCAUGAUCGAGAACCCAUAUCGUCUCGUGAUCGUGAUCGUGAACCAGUAUCGCCUCGUGAUCUAGUAUCGCCUCAUGAUCUAGUAUCGCCUCGUGAUGACAGACUUGGGGAUCGUAGGCGUGGAAUAACAGCGCGUGACCCUGGAUUAAUGAUUAGUCUCAGAGAACUGGAAAAUUUCCCACAAGACCCCAUGGGGGCUUACCCACAAGACCCCACUGAGGCUUACCCACAAGACCCCACUGAGGCUUACCCACAAGACCCCACUGAGGCUUACCCACAAGACCUCAUGGUUCAUGGGAUCGAACCAGCGGCUCGUGACCAUGAAUCUGAACCAAUUGCUGGUCGUAAUCCAGAACCAGUGAAUCGUGAUCGAGAACGAGCGAGUCAAGAUCGAGAAGCAGUCUCUCGAGCCCACGUACCAGUGACUCCCAAUGUUAACACAGUUGUGCAUAAUGAUGAAGCGGGUCAACAUGGCGGAGAUGAUGGAAGUUACAAUAUGGCCACCUACAGUCAGGACACACGCUCUCAAGACUAUGGAACAGAGAUCGAUUAUGAAAAUGUAAUUUAUCAAGAUUCUGAAUCAGAUUUUGAAAUUGAUGAUCAGUCUUCAGGAAGUCGCCAGGAUGACAUUCACAAAAAGUUUUAACAGAAAUGGACCCUGGUGAAUGUCUGAAAAUCUGCCAUGAUCGCCCACAAUGCUAGAUGUUCUGAGCUAGAUGUUGUCAGAAAAGACAAAUCCAGUGGGUGGCGGUAAAUCAACUUGUGAAGAAACGAAAACUGUUUGCACUUAACUUAAUUUUUAAAAAUAACAUAAAAAAAGCUCUUAGAGUGGUGCUCCAGUUUUUAGUGGAUAAAAAAAAGAAGAAGUGCAACACACAUCAGUAAGCAACUAAACGACAAAAUGGACAGUUCAACAAUUAUGUACAGCACAAUUUUGCAUUUUUAUACACUGCCCCCUAUCCCCCUUCUAAAAUUAUGUAAUGCUUUACAAUAUCUACGUCCCAGUCCCACCCACACCGCUUUCCUGUCACAAUAAAGAUAUGUGACCCGGUAUCAUUAGAUUUUGUAUUUGUAAAUGUUUGUUUGCUAAUAAAUACUUGAUAGAAAAAUCAUCUGUUAUGGUACAAAAUAGCAUUUUAUUUUAUAAAUAAUAAUGAGAUAUUAUUUUUGAAAACUUUAACAACUCUCCCUCCACCAUAACUCAUCCCAUUGUACUUCCUCCCCAUCUAGAGUGUUGUGUAAUUGUUAAAUGGCCCAAAAUAAUCACUAAAAAAAUUGAAUUAAUUGUACUUAUAUCCAGAAACAAAUAAAAAUGUUAAUUGGUUAGAAGACAACCACUAAAUUAAUUAAGAUCAUAUAUUUGUAUUUGUCGAGAAUCGUUAAUAAAUGUCAUAACAAAAUGUGA
Messenger RNA from Gigantopelta aegis, 3582 nucleotides. Its product is annotated as O-phosphoseryl-tRNA(Sec) selenium transferase-like. NCBI's taxonomy places the organism in Eukaryota, Metazoa, Mollusca, Gastropoda, Neomphalida, Peltospiridae. Gene Ontology annotation, molecular function: tRNA binding; O-phosphoseryl-tRNA(Sec) selenium transferase activity. Gene Ontology annotation, biological process: conversion of seryl-tRNAsec to selenocys-tRNAsec; selenocysteine incorporation. The transcript is spliced from 11 exons. The coding region runs from base 190 to 2823 and encodes 877 amino acids. The record is from RefSeq and is a predicted model, not a curated record.